Messenger RNA from Oryctolagus cuniculus (rabbit), 1057 nucleotides. It is a transcript of the gene LSM6, whose product is annotated as LSM6 homolog, U6 small nuclear RNA and mRNA degradation associated. The record is from RefSeq and is a predicted model, not a curated record. NCBI's taxonomy places the organism in Eukaryota, Metazoa, Chordata, Mammalia, Lagomorpha, Leporidae. Gene Ontology annotation, molecular function: RNA binding. Gene Ontology annotation, cellular component: nucleolus; sno(s)RNA-containing ribonucleoprotein complex; U4/U6 x U5 tri-snRNP complex. Gene Ontology annotation, biological process: mRNA splicing, via spliceosome; maturation of SSU-rRNA.
GGACCUUUUCGGGUGCCGCGGGCUCCCGUAGUCGAGGAAAGCACUGAUUGGCUGAAGCUGGAAAGUGCCGCUUCCUCGGCGGUUUCGGUUUUCGCUGCGAUUGUCCGUGGAGGCCGGGCUUGGGGGCCGCCUGGAGUGAGGGUUCUGGAUCCCGGCCGAGAGAUGAGAAAGCCGGGGCCUUGAGAGGUGAAAUGAUGAGUUAUCCAAGUCACAGCUAAUUCGGUAGCAGAGCUGGAAUUAGAACUCAGGUUUCCUGCCUCCCAAGUGCCAAAAACUGACAACAGCAUUCCCCUUCCUGAUUCAUCAGAAUCACCCAGGAUCACACAGACGGACUCCCGGGUCCUGCCCCAGAGCUGUUGAGUGGAGUCUCCAAGGGACCCUAAUGAUUCGGGUCUGGGAACUAGACUUGGAGCUGCAGCCUGUGUUCCGCGUGAAGGAGCCCUUCCACAGCUUUUUCUCCGGCCCCUCUUGGCUCAGGCGUCGUAUUCUCCAGAAACUGUCCUUGGAUCUGCCGCACCUGGGCUGGACGAGUCUUUCUGUGGCCUUCUCUGAUUGUUAAAAUGAGUCUGCGGAAGCAAACCCCUAGUGACUUCUUAAAGCAAAUCAUCGGACGACCAGUUGUGGUAAAAUUAAAUUCUGGAGUGGAUUAUCGAGGGGUCCUGGCCUGCCUGGACGGCUACAUGAACAUCGCUCUGGAGCAGACAGAAGAGUAUGUAAAUGGACAGCUGAAGAAUAAGUACGGGGACGCAUUCAUCCGAGGAAACAACGUGUUGUACAUCAGUACACAGAAGAGGCGAAUGUGAAGACCCUGGAGAGAAGUCCUUUGCGUAGCGGGACGUGUAUAUUUUAUGAAGUUGUCUGUUCUGUUGUUUGGUUCUUUGGUGAUAUCAUUUGUUCUGCUUUCAUAAUAGUCGGUGAUUUUUCACUGACAUGGGAGUAAGUUGAAUGUAUAACAUUGUGAAUUUAAUUGUAAAGAGUUCUUUGCAAUAGGCAGUUUCUUUUACCUCCAUUUCAGUAUCCAAAAUGCUAAAAGAAUAAAAAAAAAGACAAACCUGUU